CCUUCCUUGUCCAUUUGACUUAAUUAAAUGGUAUGUAUUGGGAACUGAGUGAGGCAUCGAGAAACAAUUCCUUUCCUUGCUGUCUACAAUAAAUUCUCCUAUCUAUUGGCCUUUCAUUUCUGGCUCUCUGAUAAUUUCAAUUACAUACUUUGUCUUAUCAGCCAAUAUUGGGACGAGAUUGUGUUUGCAGGUGAAUCGAUGAACCGAAGUUUGGCUCUUGCAGUUUUCACUUAGCAUUCGACGUGGUCAGUCGCUAAGGAAGAGACAGAAGAGUCCUCAAGUUCAGUGUUUAAGCUCACUUCUUUACGCUUUGGAGGAAUGUCGCUCAACUUUUAACUCUUCAACAUUUACUAUCAUUCCUUCCCAGUGGCAAAAUGAGUCGCCAGGAUAAAUUUGUGAUCAAUUCAGUGAAAUGUGUGCUUCUAAUAUGCCUGUGCUUCUCACAUAUGAACACCAUCGCAGGACAAAGAUGCACAAUAACCGACGUGGAGCAGGAUAACUUCAUCACUCUCCCAAUCAUACCAAUUGGACAACCGUCAACUUUGGCCACUUACAACAUGGAAUCAACAAUUGCCAUCACCAAUAUCACGAACAACGCAGAUUCGGGCAAGAUUUUCAUCAGCGCGGACUACAAUGCAGAAUUAGAAGCACUCACGCUCUUCACGACAGACGAAUUUCCAAAUUAUGCACAAUUCGAGGAGAGAACCACCAUCAUUAUGACCAUAUCCUUCUCCUGUGUCUCCCUCACGAGGGACAUCACCUUCUCCCAGGCGCUUGUUGUGUCCAAUGAUCACGACCCGGAAUUCUUGCAGACAGAAUAUGAGUUCACGAUUCCCCUGCCGCUUCCUGCCAACUUCGAUCUCUCAGUCUUCCAGGAAAUCGCUGCUCGUGACAUUGAUAUUGGAGAAAAUGGUGUAACUUUUAGUGCAGAUUCUGAAUAUGUAACAAUCGGAACAUCGGCAGUGUCGAGAGAGCCUAAAACUUACUACGCCACGAUGACCACAAAGACUCAGAUUCUGUCCAUUGUGCACAGCAUCGCCUUCGAGAUCACAGCCACUGAUAUUGGCGGAAGAAGCUCGUCAGUUAAUGUUUACAUUACGAGCGAUGGAGAGAACAAGUUCAUCAUGCGUCCGGUGUUCGAGAGUCCUUUCUACAGUGGUGUUCUCGAUGAAGACUUCGUCCUGCACAUGGACUCAUCGGUAAUUCUGGACACAGACACGUACGACGAAGAGGAAGUGACUUUCGCACUUCAGGGCGAAGACAGCAGAUUCUUCAGCUUCACCAAUUUCCAGAAUGUCAUCAACAUAGAACUCCAGGGGGAAAUUACAGAGGAAGACAUUGAAGAGAAGAACUUCCUGCAAUUCUUUGUCGUAGCUUCACGACCAGGAAUUGAGGAUGGAUCUGCAGCAGUGGUAAUUGAUUUGAUGAAGACUUGCCCAGAAAUCACGACACUCAGUCCACCCACAACUCCAGAACCGCCGACUUGUCCCACAGUAACGUGUCCUGAAAUCCCAACGGAUGGAACAACAGACGAACCAAGUGUUACAAGCCCACUUCCUGAGCCAGAACUCUGUCCAGACCCCGAAGGACCUGUUUUCCAGGACGAUUUCUACACUUACAGAGUCUUCUAUGGCCAGUUGGGCAGCAUUGGAACAGUUAGAGCCACACAUCCUGACGAAUCACCCGUGGAAACCAUUGAAUACUCCCUCAACUUCAAAGAUGAAUCCCUGCAAGAUAAGAUUGCAGUCGAUGCGGCUUCCGGACAAAUCUCUCUGCUGGACCAACUUCUGCCUGAAGCGUAUGGUUUUGAGGUGUUCGCCUCGAUAAUCGUGGAUGGCGAACGGAAAGUGGGCAGAGCUCUUGUCACUGUUAUUGUAGAAUCCAACGAACAGUGUUCACCAACUCCAGUCGAGAUGAGUUUGAUGGUGAGACGGCUCAAGGAGAACGCCGAGCAUGAAAUCAUGAGCACGACAAUUGCAGAUUGCCAAUUCGAAAUAUUGGGCUUCCAACCAAACGAUCAAGAAUAUUUCUUUAUUGAGGAUCAGCUGCUGAAAUCGAUCGCAUUCGACAGAGAAGCUGACAUAUUCACCGGCAUGAUGAUUCCGCAGUUUCAGAUAAGUCUCAAGCUGGAAUGCCCAGAGACUCGCCGGAAGCGCUCCAUCGCUCGUUGGAGCUUCAAUCCGCAACCCAGAGACCUCGAUGGGCCGAAGGAGUACGUGUACACGAACGACAUCCCUCACGCAUCCACAGUGACUGUGGUGAAUGUGAUUGUUGAGGAUGAGAACGACAACAAGCCUGAGAUUAUCUUCCCAACGCCCGCCGAUGGUCUGACAUUCGGCUACCCUGAACCCAAUCUGGCAGACAAACUGCUCCUCAGCCAUGUGCUGCAAGUGAAAGCCAUCGAUCGCGAUGAGGGAGAAAAUGCCAUCGUCAAAUUCGCCAUGUUCGAGACCAACAAUCACUUCACGAUAGACAGCGAAAGUGGAAUUAUUUAUCCCAAGAGAAAUGCUUUGGCUUCAUCAACUCUGGCUAAUCUGAGAGUCAUCGCCACGGAUCGGGAAGAAGAUGAGGGAACUCUUCAGGGUGCCAAUGUUAACAUUGCUAUUCACAGAUUGUCUUCUGAGAAUAUUGCCGUGGUUACGGUUGAAGAUGUGUCCUUGCCCGAUGCCGAAACAGUCAGACAGAGCAUUCUUAGUGCCGAUGAUGCGAGAAUCCUGAUUCUUCACUCCACCACUAUUCCAGGAGCUCAAGAUUCUGCACUGAGACAAUCUGCAGACACUGUGGUGAUGAAAUUCCUCAUUUACGGCUUCUCCAGUGAAAACGACAGACUUCUCACCACUCCGCAAAUAGAACAGAGAAUGAGUGACGUUACUGAGAAGUUCCAUGCGAGAACCUCGCCACUGGACGAAGUCAUAAGUGUCCUUGUCGAAGACAAGGAUCUUACGGGCUUCAUUGUGGGUCUCUCGAUCAUGGGAGCGGCAAUUCUUGCCCUCAUCAUCUGCGCUUUCUGGGGCUGGUGGAAGUACAUCAGGCCAUACGAGUACAAGACCAUGGAGAAUGAAAGCGUGAUGUCUGACGAUAAUGGCUUAACGCCUGACUUCGAUAAGAAGGCCGUCAUCGACGGAGAUAUUCCUGAGCCAAUAAGAUUAUCCGAAACUUACAACGAUCCCGAAAGGCAGUCGCCGCAAAUGUAUAACCUGGAAUCGAAUGGCAUCCAGACAACUGAGCCGAAGCCCGAGAGUCCACCAAAAGAGCGGAGAAAAUCUAUCGUGACGUUCAAUGAAGACGUGGAGAGAAUUGAAAUAGUCACGGAAGUUCCUGCAGACACUCAGUCAGAUUCCGAGAAGGAGGUUAAUUAUAAAUUCUAAAGAUUACAAGCAAUAUGCUAUUUAGGGUGCAUAAUAUAUUUUCUAACUUAUGAAGCUACUUUGCGUCUAAUUCGCCUGCUUCAGCUGAGACGUGAU
Messenger RNA from Phlebotomus argentipes, 3464 nucleotides. Its product is annotated as cadherin-related tumor suppressor-like. Gene Ontology annotation, cellular component: plasma membrane. The transcript has 6 exons. Gene Ontology annotation, biological process: homophilic cell-cell adhesion. NCBI's taxonomy places the organism in Eukaryota, Metazoa, Arthropoda, Insecta, Diptera, Psychodidae. The record is from RefSeq and is a predicted model, not a curated record. Gene Ontology annotation, molecular function: calcium ion binding. Bases 375 to 3368 code for a protein of 997 amino acids.